AUGUCUGUUGCAGAACAAUCAGUUUCAGGGCAUGAAAUUAUUGUGCCAUCGAAUUUACCAUCAAUUUUGAAAGAAUUCUGUAAGGCAGCUAUUCGAACACAACCAUACGAUUUACUUCAGUGGUCCAGUUCGUAUUUUCGAGCGUUGGCUGAUGGAGAAGAACCACCAACGAAAUUGAGAUUGGAAUAUCCACCACCAAAUACGGCUUCCGGUUUGACUCUUGGUUUCCUGAGAAUUUUACUUCGGCAGUUCGGUGAUUACAAUAAGUCGUUACCUGUGGAAACAAUACUAAGACGAUGGGACUGUCUGUGCUUGGAUCGUCGAGAUUUGAAUUUGAUUUUAAUGAUUGGAAAAUUUCGACGAAAAUGCCAAGUGAAAAAAUUUUUAGCCAUCGCUGUUGGACUUUUAGGCUCCAGUCUUUUAGAAACAAUGGUUAUGAUUUGUGAGUUGUUCACGUAUGAACCUGAUGGUGGAUCGGCUAUGGUUCCCGUCACAUUGUUUCUGGAGAUAUAUGGAUAUCUAGCGGGACUUCGUUGUGACGGAAGUGAAAGAGAUCCUGCCGACGAGGAUCCAACAGAGUUUAUCGUGUGCGAUUCAGAUUAUUUAGAAGAUGAAGGGUUCAACAAAGAAAAGUGUUCUCUAGAUCGUGCUUGUUCAGUUGCGAGCCAAGAUACGGAAGCUGACGUAAAUUUAGAUCUCGAAUUGGUGUCAAGAGAAGAUGUUGAUUCUUCGAGAAGUGACAUAACGCCACAAUUAAGCGAAAGUUACACCAAUCAAAAGAAAAUGAUCGAAGAUGAAGUAAAACGAGACUCCUUUAGCGAGGGAACUUUAAAAAUGGAGCCUAAUAAUGAAAAUUUCAUUACCAAUAUUGAGCUAAGCAAGAAAGCAAAAUCUUAUAGCGAUCAAAAGUUCAGUAAAGAUGAAAAUGCAUCUAUGAAGAACAUGAUUAAUAGUAGUAGUUCGGGAGAAAGUUAUAGUAAGAAACAGAAUGUGCGAAGUAUGGGCGAUGGAAGUGGAAGUGAAAGAAGAAAAAAAAAGAAAGCUAUAGAUCCAAAAUUGCUAAAGUACUAUCCAAAUAUUCCGGGUAUUGGAGCACGUCUAUCAGCUGAAGAAGUAGCUAGCGUCGCAAUAUGGUUAAAUGAAUGCGCACGAGUACAAAAGGGUAUGGUUGGUCCUCGAAAUCUUCGGCAUAUGAACUGUCCUCCUUUAGAUAGACACCAGGUAUCGGAAUCAUAA
This is a messenger RNA of Eufriesea mexicana, 1236 nucleotides long. RefSeq lists its product as uncharacterized. Lineage: Eukaryota; Metazoa; Arthropoda; Insecta; Hymenoptera; Apidae. The coding region runs from base 1 to 1236 and encodes 411 amino acids. The transcript has 5 exons. The record is from RefSeq and is a predicted model, not a curated record.